AAAAGUUUUGAUGGAUUAUGUUUGGUGAUGCUAGCUAGCAACUGUUGGCGUGAGAUCAGCUGAUCGUCACCACCACAGCCACCAUAGUAACGAAAGCUUCACGUCAUGGCAAAUAAACGGUGUAAAAUAAGAUCGCCCGAUUAUUGAGGAAUAAAGAGGCUUAUAUGAGAGCUUCGCCUGAGAAGUAACAAUGUCUUCCCUCUAAGGAUGGGAGGAAGUGCAUCCAAAGCCAAAGGUGUGUGGCCUUUCUCAGGCAGUGGAGCUGCAGGUGAUUCUACCUGUGAAGCCAAUGAGCAGACAUUGGCCCGCCUCAAAUGUUCCAGUAUUGCCACACCUUUUGUCUUUACCAGGAGAAGCUCGCUAUACUACGACGAGGAUGGCGACCUCGCCCACGAAUUUUACGAAGAGAUGGUGGUGACGAAAAAUGGCAGGAAAAAGUCCAAAUUGAAGAGGAUCCAAAAGAAUCUGAUUCCACAGGGAAUUGUAAAGCUCGACCAUCCCUGCAUCCAUGUGGACUUCCCCAUCAUCCUCUCUGAGGUGUGAUGCUUUUUCUCUCACAUAUCAAGUACUCCUACUCUACUGAAGAGCGCAGGACUAACUUGUCUUACUUUGGGACAUUUAACAUCAAAUAUUGUCAUCAUAAUGUAUACAAAUAUGAUAUAAUUCACGCGCGCAUACUCUUGAAGGAGCUAGCUAGCCUUGCCAACAUAUCAAAUAUUGUCACCUUAGUGAAUAAUAAUAUUAAUAUCAUUCACACACACAUAGUCAUGGAGGAGCUAGCUAGCUUUGCCAAAACGUCAAAUAUAGUUAUCAAAAGGAAUAAUAGUAUCAUUUACAAACACAUCGUCAUGGAGAAGCUAGCUAGCUUUGCCAAAACGUCAACAUUAUUAAAAUGAAUAAUAAUGUUAAUGAUAUCAUUCACACACACAGGUAGUAAUGGAGGAGCUAGCAAGCUUUGUCAACAAAACAAAUAUUGUCAUAAAGAACAAUAAUAAUAUCAUUCACACACACGUAGUCAUGGAAGAGCGAGCUAGCGUUGCCAACACAACAAAUAUCAUAACGAACAAUAAUACACACGUGGUCUUGGAGGAGCUAGCUAGCUUUGCCAAAGCGUCAAAUAUUGUUGUCAAAAGGAAUAACAUUAUUCACACACACACAUAGUCGUGGAGGAGCUAACUAUCUUUGCCAACAUGUCAAAUUUGGCAUCAUAAUGAGCAUUGAACAGCAACAAUGAUAGUAAUAGUUGUGGAGAAACUAGCCAGCUUUGCCCAAAGUUGAACAUUGUCAUAAUGAACAAUGAUAAUGAUAUCUUUCACACACAUAGUCAUGGAGGAGCAAGCAAGCUUUGCCAACAUGUCAAAUAUUGUCAUCAUAAUGAACGAUAAUAACAUAAUAAUGAUAAUAAUCAUGUAGUUAUGUAGAAGAUAGCUAGCUUUGCCAACGUGUCAAAUAUUGUCAUCAUAAAUCAUAAUGAACAAUAACAACAACAUAAUAAUAAUAAUAACAAUAAUAAUUGAUGAAAAUAAUCAUGUAGUCAUGGAGGAGCUAGCUAGCUUUGCCAACACGUCAAGUAUUGUCAUCAUAGUGAACAAUAUUAAUAAUUAUACCAUUCACACAUAGUCAUGGAGGAGCUAGCUAGCUUUGCCAACACGUCAAGUAUUGUCAUCAUAGUGAACAAUAUUAAUAAUUAUAUCAUUCACUCAUAGUCAUGGAGGAGCUAGCUAGCGUUACCAACACGUGCGUGCGUUGCUUUUCUCUCUGAUGUUGUGGCAACAACAAAAAGGACUUUUAGGGCCACGGGGAAAAUAAACAAAAAUGCCAGGAAUGAAUAUACAUUCGUUGUCAAAAGUUUACAUACACUUGUUAAGGACAUAAUGUCAUGGCUGACUUGAGUUUCCAAUCAUUUCUACAACUCUCAUUUUUUUUGUGAUAGAGUGAUUGGAGCACAUACUUGUUUGUCACAAAAAACAUUCAUGAAGUUUGGUUCUUUUAAGAAUUUAUUAUGGGUCUAUUGAAAAUGUGACCAAAUCUGCUGGGUCAAAAGUAUACAUACAGCAACAUACAUGGUCAAUUUUGGUGAUGUAGAAAAGUUACAAUCAAAUCAAAUUAGCUUCAUGGCAUGGCCUCUAACCUUCAUGUGAGUGAUUAUGAUUGAGGACACCUGUUGACUUCUCUGAGCCCAUUUAAAUAGGGCUCAUGUGAUGCAGUCAUUAGACUCGGUUACAAACACGACAAUGGGAAAGUCAAAGGAACUCAGCACAGAUCUGAAAAAACGAAUCAUUGACUUAAACAAGUCAGGAAAGUCACUUGGAGCCAUUUCAGAGCAGCUUAAGGUCCCAAGAGCAACUGUGCAGACAAAUGUUCGUAAGUAUAAAGUGCAUGGCACAGUUUUGUCACUGCCACGAUCAAGAAGAAAAUGCAAGCUAUCACCUGCUGCUGAGAGAAAAUGGGUCAGGAUGAUCAAGAGUCAACCGAGAACCACCAAAAAGCACGUCUGCAAUGAAUUGGAAGCCUCUCGAACACAGGUGUCAGUGUCCACUGUCAAGCGUGUUUUGCAUUGACAUGGACUGAGAGGCUACCAUGCAAGAAGGAAGCCCUUGCUCCAGAAGCGACACCUUAAGGCUAGUCUAAAGUUUGCUGCUGAUCACAUGGACAAACAUAUGACCUUCUGGAGGAAAGUUCUGUGGUCAGAUGAAACAUAAACUGAGCUGUUUGGCCACAAUACCCAGCAAUAUUUUUGGAGGAGAAAAGGUGAGGCCUUUAAUCCCAGGAAUACCAUGCCUACAGUCAAGCAUGGUGGUGGUAGUAUUAUGCUCUGGGCCUGUUUUGCUGCCAGUGGAACUGGUGCUUUACAGAGAGUAAAUGGGACAAUGAAAAAGGAGGAUUACCUCCAAAUUCUGGAAUGGCUAAAUCAGGCUAGAAUUCAGAUUUUAUAAUGGCCUUCCCAAAGUUCUGACUUAAAUGCCAUUGAGAACAUGUGGACAAUGCUGAAUAAACAAGUCCAUGUCAGAAAACCAACAAAUUUAGCCGAACUGCACCAAUUUUGUCAAGAGGAGUGGUCAAAAAUUCUAGAAGCUUGUGGAUGGCUACCCAGAGCGCCCUAUUGCAGUGAAACUUGCCGAGGGACAUGUAACCAAAUAAUAAAAUUGCUGUAUGUAUACUUUUGACCCAGCAGAUUUGGUCACAUUUUCAGUAGACCUAUAAUAAAUUCAUAAAAGAACCUAAUUUCAUGAAUGUUUUUUGUGACAAACAAGUAUGUGCUCCAAUCACUCUAUCACAAAAAAAUAGAAUGAUUGUAAACUUUUGACCACGACUGUGUAUAUACCUGUGGUAUUAUGAGAAAAGUGCUCUUUUUUUGAUGCAAUUAAUAAUAUUGUGAGAAUGUCAUAAGAGUCAAAUGACAACAUUUUCAUUCUCAAAAUAUUUGUAUCUUCUCAACCAAUUUUUUUCUUUAAUAUAUUUUUCUCUCGUAAAAUUAAAAUGUUUGUCUUGUAAUAUUACAUAAUUUAAUUAACUUAAUUUCAUUAUCUUCAUCCCUGUAAUAUUAUGAAGUUUUUCUUAUAAAUAUAUAAUUUUCUUUUCAUUGUAAUAUUACAUCGAUAUUGUAAUAAACUAUAUUUAUUGUGUAAUUUUCUACUUUAUUUUUAUAUAUCAUUACCAUAGAAAUAUGACUUUUAAAAAAUGGUAUACUACACUUAUUUCUGAAAUAUGAGAAGUGUUAGUACCAUAAAAAUAUUUCUUGUAGUUUACUACUUUAUUUUGGUAAUAUUUUCAAUAAAAUGUGUCAUGUUUCAUGUAAUAUUGCAAUAUUGUUAUGUCUUGUUGUUAUUUGUCUUUAUUUACUGUGGUCCUAAAACUUAUUUGUACAGAAAUACAGUUUAUAAGUAAGUGUAUGCCUUUUGUGGAAUGUGGAAUUGUAGCAACGUUGUGUGUGUGUGUGUGUGUGUGUGUGUGUGUGUGUGUGUGUGUGUGUGUGUGUGUGUGUGUGUGUGUGUGUGUGUGUGUGUGUGUGUGUGUGUGUGUGUGUGUGUGUGUGUGUGUGUGUGUGUGUGUGUGUGUGUGUGUGUGUGUGUGUGCAAAUGGGUUGUGUAGUUCCAGGAUAAUUGUACGUAAAAUACAUUUUGUGUGUGUCAGCCUUCUCAAUCACGUUUGCUCGGACCUGCACUAGUGAACUUGAUGCACUGUACAUAUUUGACAUAAUCGUUGGAAAUACUUGAAUAAAUGAUUUACUGAGCUCAAUGUCUCCAGUCAGGACAGUUUUUCUUCAGAUGUUUGAAGUUUUCACUUUCUUAUGUUGAGACAAGAUUUAGUGAUUGAAGAUAAAGGUUUUUACUUUGAUAUGUUCGUAUUUUAUUUGCAGUCCUAAAUCAUUUGU
Entelurus aequoreus (snake pipefish) is the source of this 4375-nucleotide messenger RNA. RefSeq names its product tumor suppressor 2, mitochondrial calcium regulator a (gene tusc2a). NCBI's taxonomy places the organism in Eukaryota, Metazoa, Chordata, Actinopteri, Syngnathiformes, Syngnathidae. The transcript has 4 exons. The coding region runs from base 208 to 543 and encodes 111 amino acids. Gene Ontology annotation, cellular component: mitochondrion. The record is from RefSeq and is a predicted model, not a curated record. Gene Ontology annotation, biological process: inflammatory response; regulation of mitochondrial membrane potential.